UGGCAUCAUGGCCUCCUGGAACGGCCACGGGAGCGCGAGGACGGGGGCGACAAUGCUCGUGCUGCUGGCGGGGCUUCUGCCGCUGCUGGAGGCGGUGAAGGUGUCUCCUCUCAUCGAGAAGGUCAGCGACCACAAAGACUUCAAGAAGCUGCUCAGGACGAGAACCAACGUCCUGGUGGCCUACACCAACACAGCUACAUCGGGGGACUCCCACCUGAAGCUGCUAUCAGAUGUGGCCCAGACGGUGAAGGGCCAGGGGACUAUUGCCUGGGUCAACUGUGGAGACUCGGAGGGCCGUAAGCUCUGUAAGAAGGUGAAGGUGGACCCGAGCUCCAAACGUGGAGGAGCAGAGCUGCUGCACUACAAAGACGGGACGUUCCACACAGAGUACAGCCGGCCGGCCACGUUCAAGUCCAUGGUAGCGUUCUUGAAGGACCCAUCAGGACCCCCGCUGUGGGAGGAGAACCCUGAGGCCAAAGACAUCGUCCACUUAGAGGCAGAAAAAGACUUCAGGAAGCUGCUGAAGAAAGAGGAGAGGCCGGUCCUCUUGAUGUUCUACGCCCCCUGGUGCGGCGUUUGUAAGAGAAUGCAGCCCGUCUUUCAGCAAGCGGCCACAGAGACCAAAGGAAAAUACGUCCUGGCGGGGAUGAAUGUUCACCCAGCUGAGUUUGACGGCCUCAAGCAGGAGUUCAACGUCAAAGGCUACCCGACCUUCUGCUACUUUGAUAAGGGGAAGUUCCUCUACCAUUAUGAAAACUACGGAGCCACCGCCAAAGAUAUCGCUGACUGGAUGAAGAACCCUCAGCCCCCCCAGCCGAAGACCCCCGAGGUGCCGUGGACGGAGACGGACUCCCCGGUCUUCCACCUGACGGAUGAGACCUUUGACAGCUUCCUGGAGGAGCAUCCUGCCGCCCUCAUCAUGUUCUACGCCCCCUGGUGUGGACACUGUAAGAAGAUGAAGCCGGAGUACGAUGAAGCUGCUGAAGUCCUCAACAAGGGCUCAGACAGCCCCGGUGUGUUGGCAGCGGUGGACUCCACGGUGCACAAGGCCGUAGGGGAACGCUUCAAGAUCUCCGGAUUCCCAACCGUCAUGUAUUUCGAGGGAGGAGAGGAAAAGUACACGCUGCCACACCUCCGGAGCAAAGACAAGAUCAUCGAGUUCAUGCACAAUCCCCAGGCACCUCCUCCACCGGAGCAGUCUUGGGAGGACAAGCCCUCCAGCGUCAGCCAUCUUGGAUCGGAGGAUUUCCGAGAGGCGCUGAAGAAGAAGAAACACGCUCUGGUCAUGUUCUACGCUCCCUGGUGUCCACACUGUAAAAACGCUGUUCCUCACUUCACCACGGCAGCAGAGCUCUUCAGAGAGGACCGCAAGAUUGCGUACGCCGCGGUGGACUGUACCAGAGGACAGAACCACGAGCUGUGUAAGCAGGAGGGAGUGGAGGGCUACCCGACAUUCAACCACUACAACUACGGAAAGUUUGUGGAGAAAUACAACGGAGACCGUGGGGAGGCCGGCUUCAUCGGGUUCAUGCGCAGCCUGCGAGGUCGCGACCAGGAGAAGGUGGUGAAGAGGAAGGAGGAGCUCUGAGGUUCGGCGCGUUGCACUGUGACCCUUGACCCCCUGGCAAGGGCCCAAUCAGCACUGACGGUGGGAGACCUGAUGACCUCAGCUAAAAGGCUACGUUUUUUUUAUAUACCGCGGAGGUUCCUGUUUGUAACGAGGCGGACGGAGAACCUGCAGGGAGACUUCUUCUGACCGGCUGAAUAAACAACGCAGACAAAAACUAAACACUGUGAGACGUGUGAGAAGCUUCACCCUAUAAACCUGAUCUAUGCAACACGGACCCCUGCUGGGCCGACUCACACCUGAGGGUGCUGGUGCUGCUGGUGGUGGUGCUGCUGGUGGUGGUGGUGGUGGUGGUGGUGGGGGGGGCAUUAACAGAUAAAGGUGGAGGAACCACAGGGGUCCAGUCCAUCAAACCCGCAGUCUCCAGAAGGAGAACCACACCUUCAUGUCUCUGGUCCAGAACCAUCCAGAAUAUCACCCUUUGUUUUCUCAACAUCUCAGCAGUGAAAUGUGAAGCGUUGCCGCAGCGACGGGUUCAUAUUCUGGAUGGUUCCAGUCCCUCGUGAUUAAUUCUGCUUUUUUCUUUUUUGAAAUGACUUGAUUCUUUUUUUUGUUUGCUUCAAACUGUGGCCUUAAAGAUGUGAAAUAAAACCAUGCUGGAGUUGCAUCAAAGGAGGAGAGGAAUCAGAGUCCUGGUGCUGUUUCAGCUCCUUCAGCUUAUGGAAGUCAUAAACACGAGGAGGUGUAACAAAUAUUCUGCUUGAUACGUUUCCAAAUAUUAGCAUUCAGAGCUGUGGUGAUGUAACAAGGUUAGAGCUCAUUUGCAUACAGGAAGCAUUCAGAGACCAGGCUGAAUAUUUACAUGAUGAUCAUGAAUAUAAUGUCCCGUAAUCAUGGAUUCCAGCCAAAUAUCCCACAAUCCCCCUCUGCAUUCAGACGCCUCGUCCUUGUUUUCACUGUGGUGCGUUCAGGGUUGUGUUUUUUUUGUGUUUCAUGGCCACACGUCUCCUCCACUUCCUGUAGAGAUGAACGACACCGAGGAGCCAAAAUGGCGGCCCUCUUGAGCUUUGACUAAUUAAGUCACCAGACUAAUUGACUAAUUAAUUAGUCUGGUGACUAAAAAAGUCACAUUCCUACUUUUGAGACUUUUUUUUCUACUCCCACUCUUCGGCCUCCAUAAAUAUGUCAAACUCUUGUGUUUUUAUUAUUCCAGACUUCUGUUUCUGUCAUUCUGAAUAAAGUUCUCAGGGAAAGCGAAACACAAUUAAAAGGGAACUCGUUUGUUCUGUGAUUUCUUUUCUUUUCAUUCCAGAUGAAUCAUUUUUUAAGCCCUUAAAUCACCAAAUUAAAUAUUGUUUACAUUUGUAUCCCAAGACAAAUCCGUUUCUGUGCCGUCAUGACGUCGUGUGUUGAAUAAGACGAUGUGACUGAUCCGUCUCCUCAAACAUCAGUGUGAUUUUUCUUUUCCUCGUUCUCUCCAUUCAGUGUCUUUAACAGUUUGCUUCCCAGCGUCUCGCUGUAACGAGCUGCUCGUUGUCUUCUUCUUCUGCAGAGACGCUGACGGAAACAAACGUGUUGAGUCACUUAUGCCAAGAAGUCAUCCUUUCCUCUCUGGAUUUUAGUUUUCUGAGCUCAGCCAUAAGAACCGUUUGUCUUCUUGCAGAAAGGAGCUUGCAAGAUUUAAACUGAAAUAAUAAAAUCAAACAUUUCAAA
Anoplopoma fimbria (sablefish) is the source of this 3280-nucleotide messenger RNA. RefSeq names its product protein disulfide isomerase family A, member 5 (gene pdia5). The coding region runs from base 8 to 1588 and encodes 526 amino acids. The record is from RefSeq and is a predicted model, not a curated record. Gene Ontology annotation, biological process: protein folding. Gene Ontology annotation, cellular component: endoplasmic reticulum. Gene Ontology annotation, molecular function: protein disulfide isomerase activity. The transcript is spliced from 17 exons. Lineage: Eukaryota; Metazoa; Chordata; Actinopteri; Perciformes; Anoplopomatidae.